Messenger RNA from Monodelphis domestica (gray short-tailed opossum), 6669 nucleotides. RefSeq names its product solute carrier family 22 member 23 (gene SLC22A23). Gene Ontology annotation, cellular component: membrane. Gene Ontology annotation, biological process: transmembrane transport. NCBI's taxonomy places the organism in Eukaryota, Metazoa, Chordata, Mammalia, Didelphimorphia, Didelphidae. The record is from RefSeq and is a predicted model, not a curated record. Gene Ontology annotation, molecular function: transmembrane transporter activity.
CGCUGGAGGAGGCUCCGCAGUAGUGGCACCGGUGGCAUCUCUUUCGCAUCCCCCCCCUCUCUAUGUGCAUCUCUCCGAGUGGCGGGACGCGAGGAUGGCGAUAGACCGGCGACGUGAGGCGGGAGGGGGCAGCGGGCCGAGACGCCACCAGCCUCCGCUGGAGGAGAACGGCUCCCUGCCGGCUGGGGAGGCUGCGGCUGCAUCUGCCCCACUGGGGGGUCCGGCUGUCGACCUGGGGGACAUCCAGACUCUGCCGCCUCUCCCGGCCCCUGCGGGCCCCGGAGGCGCCCAACAGGCCAGCUGUUGUUCCUCGUCCUCAGCACCGAGUCCUUUGCUGCUGGACUAUGACGGGUCGGUGCUUCCCUUCCUCGGGGGUCUGGGCGGGGGCUACCAGAAGACGCUGGUGAUCCUCACUUGGAUCCCAGCGCUGUUUAUCGGCUUCAGCCAGUUCUCGGACUCUUUCCUCUUGGACCAGCCGGAAUUCUGGUGCCGGGGGUCCCAGGAAGGAGCUGGUUUCGUGGGGGCCACAGCCACUGGCAGAGUGGGCAUCGGUGACUUUGGGAACUGGACUAAUACCCCAGCAACCUUCUCCACGACCACCUGGAGACCUGCGAGCAACCUGAGCAAUAGUAGCCUGGGAGGAGCGGAGGUGGAUUACACGCUACCUCUGCAGCCUCCUCCCGACAAGGAAGACCACAACUCCAGUAACUGCCAAUGCCACCAAUGGCACUACCGCAUCCGAGCCGGUCUUGUCCAAAAUGUAGUCAGCAAGUGGGAUCUUGUGUGUGACUCUGCCUGGAAGGUCCAUAUUGCUAAGUUUUCCUUACUGGUUGGUCUUAUCUUUGGCUAUCUAAUAACUGGAUGUAUUGCUGACUUGGUUGGCCGGAGGCCGGUGCUGCUCUUUUCCAUCAUAUUCAUUCUGAUCUUUGGACUGACUGUGGCGCUUUCAGUGAAUGUGACAAUGUUCAGCACCCUCAGGUUUUUUGAAGGAUUUUGCCUGGCUGGAAUAAUCCUUACCUUGUAUGCACUGAGAAUAGAACUUUGUCCUCCUGGACAUCGGUUCAUGAUCACAAUGGUGGCAAGCUUCAUAGCUAUGGCAGGGCAGUUCCUUAUGCCAGGCUUGGCAGCCCUCUGCAGGGAUUGGCAAGUUCUCCAGGCUCUCAUCAUCUGCCCUUUUCUCCUGAUGCUUCUCUACUGGUCUAUUUUCCCAGAGUCCCUCAGGUGGCUAAUGGCCACACAGCAGUUUGAGCCAGCGAAGAAAUUGAUCCUGCACUUCACACAGAAAAACCGCAUGAAUCCUGAGAGUGAUAUCAAAGGAGUGAUGCCUGAAUUGGAGAAGGAGCUUUCCAGGAGGCCCAAGAAGGUUUGCAUUGUGAAAGUGGUGGGGACGAGAAACCUAUGGAAAAACAUUGUAGUCCUGUGCGUGAACUCGCUGACCGGGUUUGGGAUCCACCACUGCUUUGCUAGGAGCAUGAUGGGCCACGAGGUGCCACUGCUCACCAACUUCUAUGCUGACUACUAUACCACAGCGGGCAUAGCCUUAGCUUCCUGCCUGGCCAUGUGCUUGGUGGUCAGGUUCCUGGGCCGCAGGGGCGGGCUGCUGCUGUUCAUGAUCCUCACAGCCCUGGCCUCCCUUUUGCAGCUCGGCCUCCUCAACCUGAUUGGAAAAUACAGUCAGCAUCCAGGCUCAGGAAUGAGUGAAAAAGUCAGAGAGAGAUUCUCCACCACAUUCUCCAUCGUGGGUAUGUUCGCCUCACACGCGGUGGGGAGCCUCAGCGUCUUCUUCUGUGCAGAGAUCACCCCGACAGUCAUAAGGUGCGGAGGCUUGGGCUUGGUCCUGGCCAGUGCGGGCUUCGGAAUGCUGACUGCCCCGAUCAUAGAGCUGCACAACCAGAAGGGCUACUUCCUGCACCACAUCAUCUUUGCCUGCUGUACCCUCAUCUGCAUCAUCUGUAUCCUUCUCCUGCCAGAGAGCAGGAACCAGAACCUGCCCGAGAACAUCCUCAACGGCGAACAUUACACCCGGCAGCCCCUCCUGCCCCACAGGAAGGGAGAGCAACCCCUCCUGCUCACAAACUCAGAACUCAAGGAUUACUCGGGCCUCCACGACGUGGUCGCCAUGGGGGACGGGCUGCCGGAAAACGCCACAGCAAACGGGAUGAAGUCCAUGUAACUGGGCUGGCUUUGUCACUUCAGGAGAGGGAGCCCUCAGGGGUCGGGUUUUCUUUUUUUGUCUGGCACAGGUUUACAGACCUGUAAAGACGGCAGGUACGGCCAACUCCAGAAAGGAAAGGAAAGGUCAAAUCCGCUGCUAAAGCCACUUAAUCACAGGACACUUUCAACUGGUGUGAGGAAAUUUCUGCUGACUGGAAAGCAACAAGAUGGUGUAUUUGAGGAAAGGAACUGGCUGGAGAGAUCCCUUCAAAGACUUUCUUUUUUCUGCCAUUAAAUGUUUGUAUUUAUUUUGGUCAUUUUUACAAGAAGCACUUUAUUUCCUUUUCCUCUCAUUAAUCACAAAAUACAAUGACCCUUCUCUUAAGAAGAGGCACAGCCAUUCCAAGGAAGAGACUUUUCAAAACAAACAAACCAAACCUAAGGAGGCAUCUUUUCUAGAGAAGAUGAAAACACAACUACUACCCAGAAGAGCAAAAAGUGAUUUCUCCCCGUCCCCAAACCCUAAGGCGGCUGCCGGCUGUUGCAUAAGCAAAUGACACUGUUGUGAAUUAAACUGUGACUGCAUUUUAGAUGGGGGGGGGGGGGGUAUAAAAUUCAUUUGGUUUUGAUGGUGAGUCUGUAUGUGGUUUAAAACAAAAGAAGCAUCAUUUUCUACAUGUAAGGUAAGACUUUCCCAUUUCAUAAUUAGAGCAAGCAGUUCAUAAAUCCCAAUAAAGCAGGUAUGUGGGUCUUCUUUCAGGAUGGUUCUUUUGUAUUAAAUAAUGGCUUCUGAAGCUCCUUUGGAAAAGAUCCCAAGCAUUUCACUCAAAAUGAAGACAAACCAAUGGCUGUGGACCCAGUUUUCUGAUGCCAGGGCUGCCUAAUGAAGCGGUUUACUGGGGCAGGACAUGGCAUCAAGAACCUGAGACUCAUGCCCCCUACCCAGAUGCCUUUCAGCUAAAGUCUCCCUCCAUCGUUAGCAGGAUCAGCUGCAGACAGACUCAACUUGAAAGAAGAGUGGCUACUUUCUAAUCCUCAAAUGAUAAUGAAAAGUGAUGCUGACGAUGAUAGUAAAUGAACAGAGGGAGGCGGUACAAAAACCUUACCAGGUAUACAUGUUUAGAGCACACACCCUGGGGGAAAACACUUGCUUAUGUUUUACUAUCGACUAUUCAUUGACGAUUUUCUGACCCGUGGGUUAGCCUCCAGGUGGCUUCUCCCAAUCUUUUGUCAGGGCACAAGCAGGGCAGGAACGAGAGCUGAAACUCAAAUUGGUCUGUUUUCUAUUCAGAUCCUUCACCCCACCCCACCCCACCCCAUAAAAAUGAGAGAAAGAGAGGGAGGAUAGAAAAAGUAAAUCCUACAUAAUAAAAAAAAUAUUUUAAAAUAAAAUCAACACUGGAUUUUAAUUCUACCCUCCCCCCCCCCCAGCCCCUAAAAAAAAAUCUCAUGGGUACUUCUAACUAUUGUAUGCAUAUGGAGGCCACUUCCCAAAAUGCACCUUCCCAAAAUUUAUCCGCAGAUUCACUGGCCUUCUGUCAUUAUAAGCCAUCCCCAGUGUAGGGAUGGAUGUAGCAGUCUUGUGGGAUGGUUCCCCCAAUGACGUUAAAAGUUAGCCACUAAAAUCUCGUGUCCUAUUUUAGCCCACUAAAAAAGGAACUUUGGGGGUACUCAAAUGUGAUGCCCCUUUGUAGUAACAGCAAGCAAUUAACCUACUAACCCCAUUUCCACACAGCUCCACAGAUGCCUAAUUAUUGACAACCUUUGAUUCUUAACUUGGUCAAGCUCAGAGAAAGAUCAAGCUGAAGUUUUUUUCCUGAGCAAGAAGUUUUGGGUUGUUUUUUUUUUCUGUCCUAGUCGACACCCCGUGUUAUGUACGUCUUUGUCCUGGGGCAAAGUUAGUUCUUCCAAUGGUCUAAGUGCCAGAAUGGGCACGAUGUAUUAGGCAGCCACAUUUCUGCCAACUACUAUGUAGCUUGAUGUUGAGGGACCCAGAAAAGGGGUUCAUUUGUUCUCCGUUUUCUCACCCUAGCCCCUCACCUCAUCCCUGUGCCUGCUGUCGACACCCACCGCCCUUUGUCCUCCUAAAGUGGCCCGGUGGGACGAACAGUAGGUAGCGCGGAGUGACCUGUUCCUCAGUGCCCUCGGUGAGAGAAGGCACCGGGCUGGAGAGGGCAGGGGAGGUGUGAAUCGAAGAAGAAAAAAGGCAGACCAAAGUGGAGAAUGUUUUCUAAACUGUGUCUGAAACAAAAAGCCUACUGCUGCCAUGGAGAAAGAGGACACACAUCUGGGUUCUUAAAAAACUCUCCCAAGAAACACUGGAGCAGGUGAUGGACUUUAAAAAAGAAACCCAGUAAUAACUGAUCAACGGGGAACGAUGGGCUGUUGUUACACAGCUGAUCUGUAUGACUGUUCUUACCCUCUGUAGUUGCUCGUAUGACUUAAAGUUGGGUCUCCUUUGUUCCAUGUUGCAAAUUUUCAGUCUGCAUUCACCUUGAAAAAGGCCUUUCUUUAGAUGUGUGCAGUCUUCACGUGCCAAACUUGUGAAAUACCUUUUGCCUUUUAUAGAGUACUUGCGACAAAAUCACAUGGCAACAAAAUCCAUGUAAGUAUAUGAAAAAUACAGACGUGGCCUUGAAGCAAGAGCAUCAGACACAAGAGGGAAGGGGCAGUCAGCAAGAGCUCUUUGGACCACAGACUGGACAUCUGGGCACCUAUCCAUGUGUGUGCUUGCACGCACACACACACACACUCAGAGCUGGUACACCUUGCAAUCCAUUUACUGUAACAGCUUUUUAGUUAACAAGCAUUCUUGAAACUGCGGUCUAAAUCCCGUGGAUUUUUUUCAGAUUACACGUAUUCAAGCUGUCCAUGCUCCUGAGCUGCCUGUCAUCUCUUGGAGUCAUACACAGUGCUUUAUAGAGCCCCUCUUGUUUCAGGGUCUCUACUCUCUUAACUUGGAAAAAUAACAAAAGACAACAUCCAAGAAACAGAGCCAAUGAACAGAAGGAAAAAAUAACAAUAAAACAUAUCAAACAACAGGAUGGAUUCAUGACAGGAAUUUAAAAGCGGCAGGAGUUAAAAGUGGAGUCCUGGCUCUUUUCUGGCUUUCGAGGCUGAGGGAUGAUGGAGAAGGCAGAGGAAAGGAGGGAUUUUUUUCCCCCACUCUGCCUGACUAUAAUGAAGUGAACUUGCUAGGAACCUAGUAGGUGGCACAUAUCUCAACUAGGGUAUCCCACUAUCCGAUUUUGUUGGUACAUCCCUCUCAAAGCUCACCCAGGGUGAAAGGGCCAGGCUUUAACUCCUUCUUUUAGUGGCAUCAUCAGCUGGGAAAAGUUUUCAGUGCCAGCUAAAUAUUUUUACUGAAAUGUAGCCAAUGCAGAAGAACCUCUCUCUCUGGAGAGCCCAGGAAAGUAAGGUACGAGGCAGCAGGGGCAGAGAGAAGGGCAUUUGGCCCCCAAAUCGCUUCUGCCCCACUCUCUGUACAGAUGGGUGCUCUGGCAGCUACUUAAUGACUUGUCUGUCAAACUUGAAAACUACUCAAUCUUGUUUCCUUCCUGGUCGACACAAAGGAAACGCUUUUCUCAGGCGACUUGCUGCUUCCAGUCAGCCUCCUCUUCCCCUCUCCCCCAUAGAAAGCAUUCAAAGAUGUACUUGCCAGCUACCUACAUGCAAACCCAUUCCAUUCUGAAACUUCAUUAGUUAGAUCUUCAACCACCAGGAGGCUCUGUCUCACCUCCUUUGUCUCCCUUCUUCCAAAUGAUUAAUGCACAAAUGCAUUUCAUCCCCAUCCUCCCUGUCCCCAUCACCCAUUGCAUCCACCCAUCCCAUCUUCAGGUUCUCAAGGAUGCUUUGUGCAAUCAAGCACCAUAGUCUGUUCCUGUUUUCUAAGAGGCUGGUUGGCCAUUGACACACUGGCAACAUUGGAGAGGGGGUGGCGUGGUUGGUUUCUUUGGUCACUGAGCAGGAAAAUGCUAAUGAUACACAAAAGGAAGUAUCCCACUUAAACCCCGAUACUUCCUAGAGCCAAACUCUGACAUCACAGAACUGGAAGCAGGAGCGCCAUGAAAUGGACUUUGAAUGUCACUCACAUCACCUCUAGCCUCUGGAUGGCUCCCAUGACAGUGCAUCCUGCACUGCAACUGCUACUCUUGGUCUUUUUUUUUUUAAUUUCUAAUGACAAAACCUCAUUUUAAUGUAGUGUAUAAAAUGUUUUGGGGAAGGAAUAUGGUGUAAUGUCUAGUGGGUGAGCUCUCCUUCCUUUCUCCCUUCCCCUCCUUCCUCCCUCCUUUCCCCUGCCCCAAUUCCCUCAGUUUCUGAUGAGGCUCUAAUUAAAGAAUUGUUACUGUAUGUUGAUCAUUAGUCUGGUGGUGCUUACCCAUAGCACAAGCUUAAAUCAAAUACUGAAACUGUCUUACAAGCUAAGUGUCUGCAUGAUGUUACAUCUGUUGUACCUACUGAGAAAUUUGUAUGUGAAUGUACAGAAAUAAAAAAACAAAAAAUGUUGCCCCAUUA